ACUUGUUGCUGGAAGGUCUCAGCGCUCCGGACGAGUUAAACACACACGCGUUAGCUUUCGGUCCUAAACAUCUAGUUGUACUAAUCUGCUGCACAGCCGGAGUCAGCUCAUAUUCACACGUGUAUGUGAAUUGCACCUGAGCACAGUUGGGAGCAACUUGCUCCAACAACAACAACGGAGGUCCGCGCGGAGGAAUGCGCUUUAUCUGAGAACAUACGCCAGAAGAGACAACAACGUUGUGUCAGGAUGCAGAACUUACAUGUUGCCCCUCUUCCGUCAAACCGACAGCCGUCUGUUGGGGCAGUUUCACCGGGUGAAAAUCCUCACGUUGGGAAAGCUCCGUCCCAGGUGACGGUGAAGAGACAAGCCGUGAAGAGACACCACCACAAACACAACCUGAAGCACAGGUACGAGUUCCUGGAGACGCUCGGGAAAGGAACCUAUGGCAAAGUGAAGAAGGCCAAGGAACGAUCCGGUCGACUGGUUGCGAUAAAGUCGAUCAGAAAGGAGAAGAUAAAGGAUGAGCAAGACCUGGUUCAUAUUCGCAGAGAAAUUGAGAUCAUGUCCUCUCUGUGCCAUCCGCACAUCAUCACCAUCUAUGAAGUAUUUGAGAACAAGGACAAAAUAGUGAUUGUGAUGGAGUACGCCAGCCGAGGAGACCUGUACGACUACAUCUGUGACAAGAAGAACAUCUCUGAACGGGAGGCCAGGCACUUCUUCAGACAGAUUGUAUCAGCUGUGCACUACUGCCAUCAGAAUGGAAUAGUACACCGGGACCUGAAACUGGAAAAUAUUUUACUAGAUGGCAACGGCAAUGUGAAGAUCGCAGACUUUGGGCUGUCCAACCUCUUCCAUUGUGAUAAGUACCUUCAAACCUUUUGUGGAAGCCCUCUGUACGCUUCCCCUGAGAUAGUCAAUGGCCGGCCAUACCGCGGGCCAGAGGUGGACACUUGGUCUCUUGGUGUGCUGUUGUACACUAUGGUUCAUGGUACUAUGCCAUUUGAUGGAAACAACCACAAGGCAUUGGUCCAACAGAUCAGCACUGGAAACUAUCGUAAACCCAUCAAUCCCUCUGAUGCAUGUGGGCUCAUCCGAUGGAUGCUGAUGGUAAAUCCUGACCGUAGAGCCACAAUAGAGGAGAUUGCAGGACACUGGUGGCUUAACUGGGGCUACCAGCAGCCAUUACUGGUUGAGGCAAAGAGCAGUCCAGUGGAGCAGACCACUCCACCGGCCUCUCCUUCUACAUCGCAUUCUGGCGGGCUGGCCUUUGUCGGUAGUUGGCUGCGCCGUACAUCCAGGCCUCUACUUGAGAACGGCUCUAAGGUGCGCUGCCUGCUCCGCUCACAGGCCGGUGGAGGGGAUGUAGUCCGGCAGCGCUCUCUGCGAAGGUCGCGAAAGGAAAAUAACGUCUCCCAGACCAACCAUGAAGUCAGCACCGACGGUCGCCCCUCGAAGGGGAUUUUGAAGAGACGCAACAGUGUGAAACAGAAGCCAACGAGUGAAGUCCCGGCUGUCGGUUCAGUGGAGCCACACCACAUUUUGGGUUUGCCUCCACCAGCUGAUGCGCCUUCUGCUGCUCUGCUGCCUCGCAAAGGUAUCCUUAAGAAGAGAACAGAGCAGGAGUCAGGGUACUACUCCUCCUCUCCCGAGAACAGUGACUCUGGCUGGGCUCUACGAAAUAGAGAGUGCCCUUCAGCACCGACUCAUAAAGGCAUCUUGAAGCGCAAUGGAAAGUUCUCCUCGGGUAGGCAGCAGGAGUUUGGCUCUCUGGACCAGCUGGCAGCGUCUUUACCCUGCGGCGGCGGCGGGGCCAUCAGCGAGGACAGCAUUCUGUCUUCUGAGUCCUUUGACCAGCUGGAUCUGCCAGACCGUGUAGGAUCUCCAGCACGAAUGGAUAAACCAGCCAAGUCUAGCAUGAGAGGAUGUGUGUCUGCGGACAACCUGCUGGACAUCACGGAAGACGGGAUCCUUGGUGAUGGGUCGCUCAGGCCCUGGAACUGCUACAGGGCAGGAGUGGCCGACAGUUCCUUUUCUAUCACAGACUGUGAUAACGUAACCGAGGCCUACAAACAGGCCAUGGUUACACGAGGCGCUGCAGCAAGCUGAAGACCUUUGAUUGGUGAAGGACACUAACUUAAGCCUGCUAAACUAUUGAAGACUUGUUUGCCAAAGUGCAUGAGGUGACACAACCAGCACACUGUCGUGAUAAUCAUUUUGGCGAACUUCAGGAACAGCACAGUACCAAAAAAGGAGGAGAAUUCUUAUUUUACAAGAUUGUAUUUUAGGUGAUAGAGAUCUAUUUGUAUCGUUUGAGAAACUGGCUAAAAAUAACCUGACUGCACAGUCUUUUACAAAAAUGAUGCAGCAGUUUAGAAUAACCAUUUCAGAGAUCCUCAGGAGAAGGAAGAGAGCUGCUGUGGGUGAAUCGGGAGCUCUUCAUUUUCACGCCUAUUAUCAAAAGUGUAAUUAAAGCAAAAAGUCACCCUGAAACCAAAACCGGCAAUAUCAAAGUUGUGACAUGUUUGUUUAAGAUAUAUCUCGGUGGCAAUAAACCAAACUGACAUUAACAGUCACAAUAGGACGACUGUUUGAACAGCCAUAAAGUCGGUGUCUUUUAUUGUUGACGGGAGAGUUUGAGAACGUGAAACUUAACGUCUCUUUAAGAUUCUAGCGAUGUGAAAGCUGAUCAUCUGUCAAUGUAUCUACGAGAACAGUAAUGACGCACAGGUAAAUGUUGGAAUGGGUAUACUAAAGCUUUAUUGUGCUUCAGGAUGUGGGGGAAAAUUAUAUUUCAUGGAUACCAAAGAGUAGGUUUGUCAAUAUGAGUUUUUUGUUUAUGCAAAAGCAAGUGCCAAAAGAAUCUUUGUUUGUAACCGGGACUUAAGCGCUUUUUUUAUUAUCUUGUCGUUAUUUGAAAUGACUCAUUCUUCGUUUGGAUAAUGACUUUAAUAACAAUCGUGACCUGACGCAUGGAGCGUAACCAGUAGAACCUGCUUAUGCUCACGGACAGGUGGCCCUUACCUCUGUGUGCAAGUGGCAGUUUUACAGGUGGAGCUCGUUAAGCUUUUUUUAAAGUCAGAUUUAAAUUUGGAAAACGGUGAGGUGUUUGAAAGUGAACAAUGCGCCCCAGCUAACUACUGCACGCUGUGUAUAAUAUGUAACCGUACUACUGAAUUUCCAAGUUGUCAUGGAGCUCAUAUGUAUUAAAAUAUCAAUACACCUCAGAUGGGAAAGUAUUUAACUGUUAAAGCCCUAGGUGUAAUCCUGGUGACCUUAAAUGACCAAACCUAAAUAACAGGUUUAAAAGUAAAAUCAUGAAUCAUUCAUGAUAAUCAUUUAGUUUUACAAGAUAUCUGGUUCCUACUCCUGCUUUAUGAAAUACCCACUGGUAAUCAGAUUUCUGUGUGAAAUGUCUGCACACUGGAGUUACUUGACUGGAUUGUCAAGCUGGCUUUAAAGUGGAACAUCAAGCCAGAGUUUGAGCACCAUUUCAUCGGACCAUCCAAACCAGACGACAGGUUUUGAGUUUUUAUAAUGAAAGUUACAAGAAGGCGGUCCUUGGCUGCUUCAUUUAUCUCCUGUUAUUUAUGGUAAUGUUGUUGCCACACUGUGGGGCUAAUCUGGAAUUUAGUUUCUACAAAAGCACAAAGAGUGAUUUCAACUGGAAGUUCUUGUCAUUUUAUUUCUAAUGUCACAGACGACUGGUUUAUUAUUCAAGUGUUACAGAGGAAGAGGGGUGUAAAAUAGUACCUUUCAUUUUCUUUUACAAUAUGAAGUGCAUUUUAUCACUUCCCCUCCAGACAUUCUUAUCUUUAUUAUACAUCAAGGAAAAAACAUGUUUGCUCAAGUCAUGGGGCUAAUUAUUUAUAUGAUACUGAUCUGCCAUGCUGUUAUGACCGGGAAGAGGACAUCAAUAAAAAGAAAACUGAGAACUCAAA
Messenger RNA from Pseudoliparis swirei, 3938 nucleotides. RefSeq names its product NUAK family, SNF1-like kinase, 2 (gene nuak2). The transcript is spliced from 6 exons. NCBI's taxonomy places the organism in Eukaryota, Metazoa, Chordata, Actinopteri, Perciformes, Liparidae. Gene Ontology annotation, biological process: intracellular signal transduction; microtubule cytoskeleton organization; protein phosphorylation. Gene Ontology annotation, cellular component: cytoplasm. Gene Ontology annotation, molecular function: protein serine/threonine kinase activity; tau-protein kinase activity; ATP binding. Bases 247 to 2106 code for a protein of 619 amino acids. The record is from RefSeq and is a predicted model, not a curated record.